Camellia sinensis is the source of this 7447-nucleotide messenger RNA. RefSeq names its product glutamate synthase 1 [NADH], chloroplastic. Gene Ontology annotation, molecular function: iron-sulfur cluster binding; FMN binding; oxidoreductase activity, acting on the CH-NH2 group of donors, NAD or NADP as acceptor. NCBI's taxonomy places the organism in Eukaryota, Viridiplantae, Streptophyta, Magnoliopsida, Ericales, Theaceae. The record is from RefSeq and is a predicted model, not a curated record.
UUCCUUCAUCGCCGAGGAGAGAUUAACAGAAAAUAGCUGCACCCUCCCUCCGUCCUAUUUGUCGGUCUCUCAUUGCUCUUUGUGCCUGCCCUCCUCUCUCUUUUUCUUCAUCUAUUCCUUCUCCAAUUAAAAUUCCCGUGUAUUACGUUUCUUACUUAUCUAUCCCGAUUCUCGUAGAAUUCCCAGUAGAUUGCAACUCUUCUUCCUAAUUAUUAUUGAUUUAUAAAUAAAUAUAUAAAUAUAAAAAUUGUAUCAUUCAUGUUAAUCUUCUUAUAACAACUUCUCAAUCUCGAUCCCUACUUCUCAGAUCAUCAAUUCAACGACACCUUUUUCACCAAUCUUCUUGCUGAGUUUGGUAAAAUCCAAAGACCUCCGGAAAUCGUUCAUAGAUCCGAAGAAAAGCCAGAUUUGGAUUUUCGAUAAUGUCGGUAGGUUCGACUUCUGCUAUUAAUCAUACUCCAAACAACUCAGUGACACUUUCUUUCGUUAAGCCUGUGAAUCAUCAGUUGAAUAUUGUGCCUCUCAGUCGAGUUGGUGUAUCCAGAGCAUACUCUCUUGCCUCUUCUUCCUCUUCUCUUGCUAGAAGAUCGAAAGUUGUUUUGCAGAAUAAAUUCUAUGGAACACGACUACAAACAUCUGGUAGUGAAAGACUUAAUGUUCGGCAAUCGAAUCCAAGAGUGGUGGUGCGAUCGGCAUUGUCGCAAGUGCCCGAAAAGCCUCUCGGUCUCUACGAUCCAUCGUUUGAUAAGGAUUCGUGCGGGGUUGGAUUCGUCGCUGAAUUAUCCGGAGAAAGCAGUCGAAAAACGGUGACAGAUGCGGUGGAGAUGUUGGUGCGGAUGUCACACAGAGGUGCUUGUGGUUGUGAGACGAACACUGGUGAUGGAGCUGGCAUUCUCGUCGCUCUUCCUCACGAGUUCUACAGGGAGGUCGCCAAAGAUGAAGGUUUUGAGCUACCACAGCCAGGGGAAUACGCUGUGGGAAUGUUCUUCUUGCCCACAGCUGAAAAACGAAGGGCACAUAGCAAAAACGUAUUUACAAAGGUUGCGGAAUCACUUGGGCAUACUGUUCUUGGCUGGCGUUCUGUCCCAACAGAUAACUCUGGAUUGGGUAAUUCUGCUUUGCAAACAGAACCUGUUAUUGAACAAGUGUUUCUUACACCAAAUCCCAGGUCAAAAGCUAAUUUCGAGCAACAGUUAUAUAUAUUAAGGAGGCUUUCAAUGGUAGCAAUCCGAGCUGCUUUGAGCCUUCAACAUGGCGGAGUUAAAGACUUCUAUAUUUGUUCUCUCUCAUCAAGGACUGUCGUCUACAAAGGUCAGUUAAAGCCCGACCAAUUGAAGGAAUACUAUUAUGCAGAUCUUGGCAAUGAAAGGUUUACGAGCUACAUGGCCCUGAUACACUCGAGAUUCUCAACAAACACAUUUCCUAGCUGGGAUCGUGCUCAGCCUAUGCGUGUCUUAGGCCAUAAUGGGGAAAUUAACACACUUCGGGGCAACGUAAAUUGGAUGACGGCACGUGAGGGUCUUCUGAAGUGCAAGGAGCUUGGUCUGUCAAAGGAUGAGAUGAAGAAGCUUCUACCCAUUGUAGAUGCCAGUUCAUCUGACUCAGGUGCUUUCGAUGGUGUUCUUGAGCUUUUAGUUCGAGCUGGUAGAAGUCUUCCUGAAGCGAUCAUGAUGAUGAUUCCUGAAGCCUGGCAGAAUGAUAAGAAUAUGGAUCCUCAUCGGAAAGCCUUUUAUGAAUACUUUUCAGCCCUCAUGGAACCAUGGGAUGGGCCUGCUCUGAUAUCAUUUACUGAUGGUCGCUAUCUUGGAGCUACACUGGACCGAAAUGGAUUACGUCCAGGUCGAUUUUAUGUCACACACAGUGGACGAGUUAUAAUGGCAAGCGAAGUUGGUGUAGUUGAUAUUCCACCUGAGGAUGUGUGUAGGAAAGGAAGACUUAAUCCUGGCAUGAUGCUUCUCGUGGAUUUUGAUAAGCAUGUCGUUGUAGAUGAUGAAGAACUGAAGCAACAGUAUUCGCUUGCAAGACCUUAUGGAGAGUGGCUUCAAAGACAAAAGAUAGAGCUAAGAGACAUAAUAGAAUCUGUUAGUGAAUCUGAAAGGGUUCCUCCAGCUAUAGCAGGAGUUGUGCCAGCAUCUAAUGAUGAUGACAACAUGGAAAAUAUGGGCAUUCAUGGAUUGUUGGCUCCAUUAAAGGCUUUUGGUUACACUGUUGAAUCCUUGGAGAUGCUACUACUACCAAUGGCAAAGGAUGGUAUUGAGGCCCUUGGUUCAAUGGGAAACGAUGCUCCAUUGGCUGUGAUGUCAAACAGAGAGAAACUCACAUUUGAGUAUUUCAAGCAGAUGUUUGCUCAGGUUACAAACCCUCCUAUUGAUCCUAUCCGGGAGAAGAUAGUCACGUCCAUGGAGUGCAUGAUUGGUCCAGAAGGUGAUCUUACUGAGACCACUGAAGAACAAUGUCAUCGCCUCUCACUGAAAGGUCCCCUUUUAUCCAUUGAACAAAUGGAAGCAAUUAAAAAGAUGAACUAUAGAGGCUGGCGCAGCAAAAUUCUUGAUAUAACAUAUUCUAAGGACCGUGGUAGGAAGGGUUUGGAGGAGACCCUGGAUAGGAUCUGUUCUGAAGCGCAUGAUGCAAUUAACGAAGGUUAUACGACACUGGUGCUUUCUGACAGAGCAUUUUCAUCAAAGCGUGUUGCUGUAAGCUCCCUUUUGGCUGUUGGUGCUGUCCAUCAUCAUCUAGUUAAAAAUCUUGAAAGGACUCAAAUUGGGUUAGUUGUUGAAUCUGCUGAGCCUCGCGAAGUGCACCAUUUUUGUACACUGGUUGGAUUUGGUGCCGAUGCUAUAUGCCCUUAUUUGGCCAUAGAUGCCAUUUGGAGACUGCAGGUUGAUGGAAAGAUUCCACCCAAAGCAAGUGGUGAGUUCCACUCAAAAGAUGAGCUUGUCAAAAAGUACUUCAAAGCAAGCCACUAUGGAAUGAUGAAGGUUCUUGCCAAGAUGGGGAUAUCUACUUUGGCCUCGUACAAGGGUGCUCAGAUUUUUGAAGCAGUGGGCCUUUCAUCCGAAGUGAUGGAGAGGUGCUUUGCUGGAACUCCGAGCAGAGUUGAGGGGUCAACAUUUGAAGUGCUUGCCAGUGAUGCCCUUCAGUUGCAUGAGCUGGCAUUUCCUACACGGGGCUUCCCUCCUGGAAGUGCAGAGGCUAUAUCAUUGCCCAAUCCUGGUGAUUAUCACUGGAGGAAAGGUGGCGAGGUCCACCUGAACGACCCCCUUGCUAUAGCUAAGCUGCAAGAGGCUACCAGAGGGAAUAGUGUUGCUGCCUAUAAAGAAUACUCAAAGCGCAUACAUGAGUUAAAUAAAAACUGCAAUUUGCGGGGACUAUUAAAAUUUAAAGAGGCAGACGUGAAGGUUCCUCUAGAUGAAGUGGAACCAGCCAGUGAGAUUGUAAAACGGUUUUGUACUGGGGCCAUGAGUUAUGGAUCAAUAUCCUUGGAGGCACACACCACCCUUGCCAUUGCUAUGAACACAAUUGGGGGAAAGUCAAACACAGGUGAGGGAGGUGAGAACCCAUCCCGUAUGGAACCUCUUCCAGAUGGUUCAAGGAAUCCAAAAAGGAGUGCAAUUAAGCAGGUUGCAAGUGGAAGAUUCGGUGUUUCAAGUUAUUACCUUACUAAUGCUGAUGAGCUACAGAUAAAAAUGGCUCAGGGGGCCAAGCCUGGUGAAGGUGGUGAACUUCCUGGCCACAAGGUUAUUGGAGACAUUGCUGUCACUAGGAAUUCUACUGCUGGGGUGGGACUAAUCAGCCCACCUCCACAUCAUGAUAUUUAUUCAAUUGAAGAUCUGGCUCAAUUGAUUCACGAUCUUAAGAAUGCCAAUCCAGGGGCUCGAAUUAGUGUGAAGUUGGUGUCUGAAGCUGGUGUGGGAGUAAUUGCUAGUGGGGUUGUGAAGGGUCAUGCUGAUCAUGUCUUGAUCUCUGGUCAUGAUGGAGGUACAGGUGCCUCCCGAUGGACUGGCAUCAAGAGUGCUGGCCUCCCAUGGGAACUUGGUCUUGCCGAAACUCAUCAAACUCUAGUUGCUAAUGACCUUCGUGGCCGAACAGUUCUCCAGACAGAUGGCCAACUGAAAACUGGCAGAGAUGUGGCCAUUGCUGCACUACUUGGUGCAGAGGAGUUUGGUUUCAGCACAGCUCCACUCAUUACGCUCGGAUGCAUCAUGAUGCGGAAGUGCCACAAAAACACUUGUCCAGUUGGCAUUGCUACCCAAGAUCCAGUGCUUCGAGAGAAGUUUGCUGGAGAACCUGAACAUGUGAUAAACUUUUUCUUCAUGCUGGCAGAGGAGGUUAGAGAAAUCAUGUCUCAGCUUGGGUUUCGGACAAUCAAUGAAAUGGUUGGUCGAUCAGAUAUGCUCGAACUGGAUAAAGAAGUGACAAAGACCAAUGAAAAGCUAAAUAAUAUUGAUCUCUCCCUAUUACUCAGGCCUGCUGCUGACAUCCGGCCAGAAGCUGCCCAGUAUUGUGUACAGAAACAAGAUCAUGGUUUGGACAUGGCUUUGGAUAAUGAACUUAUAACUCUGUCCAAAGCUGCUUUAGAAAAAGGUCUUCCUGUGUACAUCGAAACACCAAUUUGCAAUAUAAAUCGUGCCGUUGGAACAAUGCUUAGCCAUGAAGUGACAAAGCGUUAUCACAUGGUGGGACUUCCAGCUGAUACCAUCCAUAUCAAGCUCCAUGGAAGUGCGGGCCAGAGCCUUGGUGCUUUUCUCUGCCCUGGCAUCACACUGGAGCUUGAAGGUGAUAGCAAUGACUACGUUGGUAAAGGACUAUCAGGUGGCAAGAUUGUUGUUUAUCCUCCAAAAGGAAGCAGAUUUGAUCCAAAGGAAAACAUUGUGAUCGGUAACGUGGCUCUCUAUGGAGCAACUGUUGGGGAGGCAUAUUUUAAUGGAAUGGCAGCAGAAAGAUUUUGUGUCCGUAAUUCUGGGGUUAAAGCAGUUGUAGAAGGUGUUGGUGAUCAUGGAUGCGAGUACAUGACUGGUGGGACUGUUGUUGUGCUUGGAAAAACUGGGAGGAAUUUUGCUGCUGGCAUGAGUGGUGGCAUUGCGUAUGUUCUUGAUGUGGACGCCAAGUUUCAUUUGCGAUGCAAUCAUGAGCUGGUAGAUCUUGAUAGAGUUGAAGAAGAAGAGGAUAUUAUGACACUGAGAAUGAUGAUACAGCAACAUCAGCGUCACACAAACAGCCAACUAGCCAAGGAAGUGCUUGCUGAUUUUGAUAAUCUUUUGCCCAAAUUUGUUAAGGUCUUCCCUAGGGAUUAUAAGCGGAUUCUUGCAAGAAAAAAAGAAGGGGAAAUUUCAAAGGCAGCAGGGGCUGCUGAAGAAGCUGAUGAGCAAGAAGACGGAGAAGUGAUGGAGAAAGAUGCUUUUGAAGAGCUUAAGAAGUUGGCAGCUUUGUCCUUGAAUGAGAAAGGCAAUGAGAAAGUUGAAGAGGCUGAACUGUUGAAAAGGCCAUCUCGAGUUCCAGAUGCUAUAAAAAAUAGGGGAUUUAUUGUUUAUGAGCGUGAAAGCAUCUCGUACAGGGAUCCCAAUGUUCGGAUGAAUGAUUGGAAUGAGGUCAUGGAAAAAGCCAAGCCCAGCGCACUUCUAAAGACACAAUCUGCUCGCUGUAUGGACUGUGGUACUCCUUUCUGCCAUCAGGAGAAUUCGGGAUGUCCUCUGGGCAAUAAAAUACCUGAAUUCAACGAGUUAGUGUACCAAAAUAGAUGGCGUGAAGCAUUAGAUCGGCUUCUAGAGACUAAUAACUUCCCAGAGUUUACUGGUCGGGUGUGCCCUGCACCUUGUGAGGGUUCUUGCGUUCUUGGUAUUAUUGAAAAUCCUGUAUCUAUAAAAAGCAUUGAAUGCUCUAUCAUAGAUAAAGCUUUUGAGGAAGGAUGGAUGGUUCCACGACCUCCCCUCAGAAGGACCGGGAAAAGAGUUGCUGUAGUUGGGAGUGGACCUGCUGGCUUGGCUGCUGCUGAUCAGUUGAAUAGAAUGGGUCAUUUCGUGACUGUGUUUGAGCGUGCCGAUCGUAUUGGGGGCCUUAUGAUGUACGGAGUUCCUAACAUGAAGGCUGAUAAAGUUGAUAUAGUUCAACGACGGGUUGACCUUAUGGCAAAGGAGGGAAUCAAUUUUGUGGUUAAUGCCAAUGUUGGAAAAGAUCCCUUGUAUUGCCUAGAUUGGCUUCAAAAGGAAAACGAUGCAAUUGUUUUAGCUGUAGGUGCCACAAAACCAAGGGACCUACCUGUACCUGGACGGGAGCUAUCAGGGGUCCAUUUUGCUAUGGAGUUUCUUCACGCAAAUACCAAAAGUUUGCUUGAUAGCAAUCUCGAGGAUGGUAAAUACAUAUCUGCCAAGGGUAAGAAGGUAGUGGUAAUUGGUGGAGGUGACACUGGUACAGAUUGCAUAGGAACAUCUAUCCGCCAUGGUUGCAGUAGCAUUGUAAAUUUGGAGCUUCUCCCUGAGCCGCCUCUAACCAGGGCUCCAGGCAACCCUUGGCCUCAGUGGCCUCGCAUAUUCCGUGUAGAUUAUGGGCACCAGGAAGCUGCUUCCAAGUUUGGCAAAGACCCAAGGUCUUAUGAGGUAUUGACUAAGCGGUUUGUGGGAGAUGAAAAUGGGAAUGUGAAAGGACUUGAGGUGGUACGUGUCAAAUGGGAGAAGGAUGCUGGUGGCAAGUUCCAAUUUAAGGAAAUUGAAGGCAGUGAGGAGAUGAUUGAGGCAGACCUGGUCCUACUGGCUAUGGGCUUCCUUGGUCCUGAGUCGACACUACCAGAGAAACUGGGCUUGGAGAGAGACAAUAGAUCAAACUUCAAGGCAGACUAUGGCCGCUUCUCAACCAAUGUGGAAGGUGUGUUUGCAGCGGGGGAUUGUCGGCGUGGCCAGUCUCUGGUAGUUUGGGCCAUCUCAGAAGGUCGGCAAGCUGCUUCACAAGUUGACAAGUUUCUCAUGAGGGAAGAAAAAGACGGAACCAUUGAUCUCAAAUGGCAGCAAGAUAGCAACAAACAAACAGUAAUGACGUAGUUAGCUUUGUUUUUGCUUCCUUAUAUAGGGCCAGAUACGAACAGCUAGAGCAUUUAUACUUGUAGAGAGCUGCUUCGAGUUCAAUUAUCUCGUGGGUGGCCUAAGUGAGAUGCCCCAGAUCAAGCACACAGAAGUGUUUGUGAAGGAUGGAUAUAAGAGAAUCCGAAAAGAUGACAACAAAGUGGCAUUUGUGGAGUUGGGUAUUGAGUCCUUAGAAUUUCUUGAAUGAUGUUUCUAUAUUAUUAUUAUUAUUAUUUUUUGUUUUGUUUUGUUUUGUUUUGUUUAUAGCCUCGCCUCUGUUUGUUUGAAAUGUGGCUCCAUGUGCCGAAAAAAAAUUGAAUAAUGUACAGUUGGAUUUGUAUGGAAAUUUUUAUGUGGGGAAUUCUAGAAGAAAGAGUUUAUUUUGUUAGUUGAAA